AUGGCUACACAGCGCCCUCAGCGCCCGGCUCCCACGCCGCAACAGCGCAAGCAGUCCUCCUCCUUCCUCUCGACCAUCAAGUCGAAAGUCACCCGCUCAAAAUCGUCCCAGACAUCCGUCAUGACCCUCGUCGACACUAUCCUCGCUGCCCCGCCCUCGCCAAACGGUGACGGCCUCAAAGACUCGGAGGCGCGCGCCUUGUCCGAUGCCAAACCCACCAAAUCGCUCGCCUCGAACGUGUGGAACGAGAUCAAGAGCGGCGUCUUCGGCAAGGACAUUGCGACGCUUGCGCAGAUUGCCAAGUUGGCGGGCGAACCCAUCGACGACCGUGAGAUGCUCCUCGAGAACAUUGUCACGAUCCUCCAGAAGGAGCAGGAGGGCUCCCCCAUUCGCGAGCCAGUCACGCACACCCUUCUCAAGGUCCUUUGGGACGACCUCUCGCACCCGCCGAUCGCCUUCACCGGCCCACAGUACCGCUCUAUUGACGGCUACGGCACCAGCUUGACGGACCCGAGCCUCGGGAAGGCAGGAACUCCGUAUGCCCGCUCUGUCCCGCCCUGCCACCCGAAGCCCCCUCAGAUGCCUGAUCCCUCGGUCGUCUUCGACGCCCUCCUCCGCCGCAAAGAGUUCAAGCCUCACCCGUCCGGCAUCUCCUCGCUCCUCUUCUCCUUCGCGACCAUCAUCAUCCACUCCUGCUUCCAGACCUCGCGUACCGACCCGAACAUCAACGAGACGUCUUCGUACCUCGACCUUUCGCCCCUGUACGGCAUCAACGAGAAGGAGAUGAACGGCGUCCGGACGUACGAGCAAGGCCGUCUCCACCCGGACGUCGUCGCCUCCAACAGGCUUUUCUUCAUGCCCCCCUCGGUCGUCGCCCUCCUCGUCGUCUUCUCCCGCAACCACAACUUUAUCGUCGAGAAGCUCUUCCAGAUCAACGAGAACGGCAAGUACAAGCCUUGGGACCAGCUCGACGAGGCGGGACGCAAGUGGCAGGACAUGGACUUGUUCGAGAAGGGCAGGCUCAUCAACUGUGGCUGGUUCACGAAUGUCAUCAUCUACGACUACGUCCGCACUAUCCUCAACCUCAACACGACUGAGUCGACCUGGAACCUCGCGCCGAGUCCCGACAUCCAGAACUUGAUCAGCGGUCACGCUCCUCGCGGAACGGGCAACGCUACCUCCGCCGAGUUCAACAUCCUCUACCGCUGGCACGCCGCCAUCAGCAAGAAAGACGAAGAGUGGAUCGAAGGCGUCUUCAAGCAGUGCCUUGGCGACGUCUCGCUCGACGACGUUACCGAAGCAGACUUCAUGAAGGCGCUCGGCAAGCUCAACGCGAAGCAGGGUGCGGACCCGACCAAGUGGGAGAUUCCCGGUAUUCAGCGUACGGCGAGCGGAGCGUUCGACGACAACGACCUCUGCCGGAUCCUGACCGAGGCGACGGACGAAGUUGCGGGCGCGUUUGGUGCGAACGGCUCGCCUGUUGCGAUGCGCAUCAUCGACGUUCUCGGUAUGGCGACUGCGCGCACGGAUUGGAACGUCUGCACGAUGAACGAGUUCCGCAAGUUCCUCAACCUCAAGCCUUUCAACGACUUCGAGGACUGGAAUUCGGACCCUUCCGUCGCCGAAGCCGCUCGCCACCUCUACUCGCACAUCGACAACCUCGAGCUCUUCCCCGGUCUUCACGCCGAGGAGGCCAAGCCAUCGCGCGAAGGCUCAGGUCUCGCACCCGGCUACACCAUCUCGCGCGCCAUCCUUUCCGACGCCGUCGCUCUCGUCCGCGGCGACCGCUUCCUCACAACCGACCUGUGCUCGGCCAACCUCACGUCUUGGGGAUUUCAGGACGUCCAGCCUGACACGGACGGCGGCUCGUACGGCGGCGUCAUUGGCAAGCUUCUCAUGCGCAACUUGCCCCGCUCGUACACCUACAACAGCACCUACGCGCUCUUCCCCUUCACGACGCCGGCGACGAUGGAGGCGAUCCUCACGAAGAACGGUGUCUCCGAGAACUACGACAUGCGGCGCCCUCAGCCUGCUCCGCCCGUUCACGGCACGAGCAUCUACGCCGGCGCCAUGUACGUCCUCUCGAAGCCCGACACUUUCGGCGUCAUCUACGACGAGUCCAUCAAGGCGUGCUCGAACUCGUUCGGCUACUUCAUCUCGCUCGAUGACCCCGACGCGCACCGCCGCGACCGCGACGUCCAGUCCAAGGCGCUUUUCCCGUACGGCUGGCAGGACGAGAUGAAAAAGUUCUACGCCGAGAAGACGGUUGAACUGAUCGAGAAGAAGUCGUGGAACUACGUUGGCAAGACGAUGAUGCUCGACGUUGUGCGAGACGUGACGAACCUCGCGGCCGUCCACUGGUGCUCGUACCAGUUUGGCAUCCCCCUCAAGACGACCGAGACGCCGCACGGAGUCUUCACGCCGCAAGAGCUCUACCUCAUGCUUUCCGCCUUCUUCAUCUCCGUCUUCAUGAACUUCGACGUCUCGGCGAGUCUGAAGCUUCGCAGAGCAGCGGCCGAGUUCGCACCCGCCGUCCUCGGCAUCGUCAAGAUGCGCCUCUCGCAGGUCAGCGGCGUCCCCGCCAUCGUCGACAACCUCGCUCGCUCCAUCCAAGACAUGGUCAUUGGCAAGAACGUCCAGGGUCUCGUCAUGGGCAAGGCCGCUCGCGAGUACUAUGAGCGCCUCUUGCAGAACGACCGCCCGAUGGAGCAGCUCGAGGCGUCGGUGCAGAGCACGAUGACGGCAUCCGUCUCGAAUCAGGGCCAGGCCGCGGCGCAGGUCAUCAACUUCUUCCUCGCCGACGAGAACAAGGAGCACAAGGAUGAGCUCGUCCGCCUCUCCAAGCUCGACACGCCCGAAGCCGACACCCAGAUUCUCUCGCUCGUCAGCGAGGCCAUGCGCCUCGACCCGCAAGUCCCGCUCAUCCCUCGCGUCGCCAAGGUCGACGCCACCAUUCCUGACGGCGACCGCAAGAUUCCCGUCAAGAAGGGCGACUUUGUCUUUCCGUCGAUGCUCAAGGCUGGCAUGGACCCGUCCGUCCUCCCAGAGCCUGAGAAGGUCAAGACUCGCGACCCCUCCAUCUACCGUCUCUUCGGCCACGGCAUGCACACCUGCCUCGGCGCGCCCAUCGUCAACAUCUCGAUGGUGCAGAUGAUCAAGCAGAUCUUCCGCCUGCCGAACGUCCGCCGUGCGCCUGGCAAGGCCGGACAACUCGUUCGCUUCCACCAGGACGUCGCCGGAACCCCUUGCCCGAUCUACAUCGACGCCAAGCAGACGAUCUGGCCGCUUCCCGUCUCGCUCUCCAUCCUUUACGACCUCGAGUGA
Messenger RNA from Rhodotorula toruloides NP11, 3324 nucleotides. Its product is annotated as fatty acid oxygenase PpoA. Lineage: Eukaryota; Fungi; Basidiomycota; Microbotryomycetes; Sporidiobolales; Sporidiobolaceae. Gene Ontology annotation, molecular function: heme binding; monooxygenase activity; peroxidase activity. The record is from RefSeq and is a predicted model, not a curated record. Gene Ontology annotation, biological process: response to oxidative stress. Bases 1 to 3324 code for a protein of 1107 amino acids. The transcript has 11 exons.